This is a messenger RNA of Carya illinoinensis, 749 nucleotides long. RefSeq names its product guanine nucleotide-binding protein subunit gamma 1-like. The transcript has 4 exons. The record is from RefSeq and is a predicted model, not a curated record. Bases 51 to 440 code for a protein of 129 amino acids. NCBI's taxonomy places the organism in Eukaryota, Viridiplantae, Streptophyta, Magnoliopsida, Fagales, Juglandaceae. Gene Ontology annotation, biological process: G protein-coupled receptor signaling pathway.
UCUCUCUCUCUCUCUCUCUCUCUCUCUCUCUCUCUCUCUCUCUCUCUCUCAUGUCCAUGGAAGAGCCAGUAGUUCCAGUGGUGAAAGCAAUAAACAAUGAAGAACAACAGUCACAGGCGCCAUCAUCAACUCCAGGACUUGGAGUGCCUCUUCAUGAUGCUGAAGGUGACGCAAAAGCAGGGCCUUAUUCCACUUUCCUUGGGAAGCAUAGAAUGGCAGCUGCCAUAUCCAAUCUAGAUAACCAAAUCAACAUGAUCCAGAACGAGCUGGAGGAACUUGAAACAUUAGGUAAAUCCUCCAUUGUAUGCAAAGAACUCAUUUCAAGCCUCGACAGCGUCCGCGAUCCGCUGCUUCCAUUGACCAUGGGCCCGGCAGAUGUCAGCUGGGAUCGUUGGUUCCGAGGAGUCCACAACUCCCGGAAUCACAAACUCUGGAUCUAACGUUAUAUUUCCCUCGAUAUAAACAAUAAGCCGAAUACCAACCAAAUGCAUAGAAGAAAAGCAGGAAGGCAGGCUGGCAGGCAGAGAGAGAGAGAGGGAUAAAAUGUAAUUUUAUCGGUUGCUUUUUUAUUUUUCCUUCCUUUCCGUUGUUGGGGUGGGGGUCUCUUAAGAUGUUAGAUGCGUUUUCUAUAUCCAUGUUUCUGGUUGUUGAGUACAUGAUAGGACAAGCUUUGUCAAAAUGCUACGCAUCUGGAAAGCUUUCAGUCCUCUAAUGCAAUUUCAAUCUAAGCUAUCAUGCCUUUGAGAAAA